AUUGUGCUGCGGGCGCAUCUUUCGGAGGAGUGCGGCUUCGGCGUCCUAGUUUUCGGUGGUGGUCGCAAACGUGUUUCGGGGUUACCGAUGGCUGAGAAACCGCUGCGCCUCUUGGCUUGUGGAGAUGUUGAAGGAAAGUUUGAUGUUUUAUUCAAUAGAGUUCGAGCAAUUCAGAAGAAAAGUGGAAACUUUGACCUGCUGUUGUGUGUAGGAAAUUUCUUUGGCUCUGCUCCAGAUGCUGAAUGGGAGGAAUAUAAAACUGGCAUCAAAAAAGCUCCUAUUCAGACAUAUGUGCUGGGUGCCAAUAACCAGGAGACAGUAAAGUAUUUCCAAGAUGCUGAUGGGUGUGAAUUAGCUGAAAACAUUACUUACCUAGGUCGGAAAGGUGUCUUUACUGGAAGCUCGGGGCUGCAGAUUGUGUACCUGAGCGGAACAGAGUCCUCAAAUGAGCCCGUUCCAGGUUACAGUUUCAGUCCCAAGGAUGUGUCUUCUCUGAGAACAAUGCUGUGUGCCAUACCCCAGUUUAAGGGUGUUGAUAUCUUGCUCACCUCCCCUUGGCCCAAGUAUGUGGGGAACUUUGGGAAUUCUUCUGGAGAAGUAGAUACCAAAAAAUGUGGCUCUGCUUUGGUCUCCAGUCUUGCCACAGGCUUGAAACCAAGAUACCAUUUUGCUGCUUUGGAAAAGACAUACUAUGAAAGGCUUCCAUAUCGAAACCACAUCGUUCUGCAAGAAAAUGCACAGCAUGCAACCAGGUUCAUAGCUUUGGCAAAUGUUGGAAAUCCAGAAAAGAAAAAGUACCUUUAUGCAUUUAGUAUUGUCCCCAUGAAACUAAUGGAUGCCGCAGAACUGGUAAAACAGCCUCCAGAUGUCACUGAAAACCCUUACAGAAAAUCUGGGAAGGAAGCAUUUGUGGGAAGACAAACUCCUGCCCCCGAGGAAGAGUCAGCCUGUCAAUUUUUCUUUGACUUAAAUGAAAGGCAGGGGAGGAAGCGUUCAUCCACAGGCAGAGAGAGCAAGUCUUCCCCUCACCCAAAGCAGCCUCGCAAACCUCCUCAGCCUCCAGGACCCUGCUGGUUUUGCCUUGCCAGCCCUGAAGUGGAAAAGCAUUUGGUGGUCAACAUUGGCACACACUGCUACCUUGCCCUGGCCAAAGGAGGCCUGUCUGAUGACCAUGUCCUUAUCCUGCCCAUUGGACACUACCAGUCAGUGGUGGACCUUUCAGCAGAGGUGGUGGAAGAGGUGGAGAAAUACAAAGCUACACUGAGGAGGUUCUUUAAGAGCCGAGGGAAACGGUGUAUUCUAUUUGAGAGAAAUUAUAAGAGCCAUCACCUCCAGCUCCAGGUCAUUCCUGUGCCACUCAGCCGCUGCGCCACUGAUGACAUUAAGGACGCCUUCAUUACCCAGGCACAGGAGCAACAGAUAGAAUUGCUGGAGAUCCCAGAGCACUCUGACAUCAAGCAGAUUGCACAGCCAGGAGCAGCAUACUUUUAUGUUGAACUUGACACAGGAGAGAAGCUUUUCCACAGAAUUAAAAAGAAUUUUCCUUUGCAGUUUGGAAGGGAGGUCCUGGCAAGUGAAGCCAUCCUCAAUAUUCCUGACAAGUCUGACUGGCGGCAGUGCCAGACCAGUAAGGAAGAGGAGGAGGCCCUGGCUCGCCGCUUCCGGAAAGACUUUGAGCCCUUUGACUUCACUGUGGAUGAGUGAAGUUUUUUAAAGAAAUUACAGUCUCCUGUGGGGACUGUUUUCCUGCCUCUUUUUGGUACAUUCCCAUGGAACCUGUCUGCACCAAGAGGCCUAAAGCUGAAUGUUUUUCAGAAAAAGUCACAUUCUAGGAUGGAAAUCCUACGUUAAAAGCAUGUUUGUCAUCUAGCUCCUAGUAUCGCUUUUGUUUAUCCACAUUUUCAAAAACAUUUAAAUUAUCAAAUAAAAUCUACAUGCUUUUCCAUG
This is a messenger RNA of Phyllostomus hastatus (greater spear-nosed bat), 1947 nucleotides long. RefSeq names its product CWF19 like cell cycle control factor 1 (gene CWF19L1). The record is from RefSeq and is a predicted model, not a curated record. Gene Ontology annotation, molecular function: RNA lariat debranching enzyme activator activity. Gene Ontology annotation, cellular component: post-mRNA release spliceosomal complex. Gene Ontology annotation, biological process: mRNA splicing, via spliceosome. Lineage: Eukaryota; Metazoa; Chordata; Mammalia; Chiroptera; Phyllostomidae. The transcript is spliced from 14 exons. The coding region runs from base 88 to 1704 and encodes 538 amino acids.